Molecule: messenger RNA, 321 nt
Organism: Juglans microcarpa x Juglans regia
Lineage: Eukaryota; Viridiplantae; Streptophyta; Magnoliopsida; Fagales; Juglandaceae
Product: acanthoscurrin-2-like
Exons: 1
Coding region: 1-321 (106 amino acids)
Source: RefSeq, a predicted model, not a curated record
AUGUCUCAUCAGGAACAGCCACCUCAUGGCGGACAUGGCAAAGUAGAUCAAGGACAACCAGGGCCAGGCGGACACGGUCAUGGCGAAGUGAAACCAGGGCCGGGAGGAAUGGGCCUUGGCGGCGGACGUCAGGAUGAUGGGCUUGGUCUUGGUCCCCAAGGACAGGGGAAACAACAGGGAGGAGUACCCGGUGGUCAUGAAGGUGGAGGACGUCAAGGAAUUGGAGGCCCCGGCCAUGAAGGUGGUGGUGGUGGUGGUGGAGAAGGACAUCGUGGCGAUCAGCGUGCUCCGGGAGGUGGUGGAGGAAAUCACCCCCGUUAG